This is a messenger RNA of Paralichthys olivaceus (Japanese flounder), 929 nucleotides long. Lineage: Eukaryota; Metazoa; Chordata; Actinopteri; Pleuronectiformes; Paralichthyidae. The record is from RefSeq and is a predicted model, not a curated record.
CUUCAGUAACACCAGCAGCAGCAGCAGCAGCAGCAGCUCCACCAGACACUGAGCACGGUUGGAUGGUUGUUUCUAUCAGCAGACUCUAGGUGAUUUAAGACACUUCAAGCGAUAAAACAAUGCACUGGACUGAGAUGAAGAAAGAUGAGCUGGAGCGGCAGCUUUCACCCAGCCGGUGGUCGCACAGGAUGUCUGAGGACGACGUGGUCAAGGCUCACGUUAAGGCUGUGAAGGAAGGUACGCAGCGAGCCCGUGGUCUGGCUCAAACUUUACUCAACGUGCCAUAUGGAGAGGGAGAUGGAGAGAAACUGGACGUCUACAUACCCAAAACCAACUCUUUGGAUGUCCCUCUUGUUAUUUACAUACAUGGCGGCUACUGGCAGUUUCUCAGUAAGGAGGAGUCAGGAUUCAUGGCUGUUCCACUCGUCGAUAAAGGUGUCGUGGUGGUUGCCGUUGGCUACGACAUCGCCCCGAAAGGUAACAUGGACUUGAUGGUGUCUCAAGUACGCAAGAGUGUUGUGUCUGUCAUUCAGCAGUACUCUCACAUCAGUGGUCUGUACCUGUGUGGACACUCUGCUGGGGCUCACCUUGCUGCAAUGGUCCUCUCCACUGACUGGUCACAGUACAGCAUCACCCCUCAGAUCAAAGGGGCUUUCUUGGUCAGUGGCAUCUACGACCUCCUGCCGAUCCUGUCCACCUACGUCAACGAGCCUCUGAAGAUGACAGAGGAGGUGGCGGUCAGGAACAGCCCCAGCAAACUGGUCCCUCAGCUCAAGCUCUCGUCCUCCAGUUGUCACAUUGUUGUGGCUGUCGCUGAGAACGAUUCGCCAGAGUUUCGCAAGCAAUCAGAAGAAUACUACAAAGUCAGUGCUGUUGAUAUAAAGAGUAAACUCUGCUUUGAUUAGAGUAUAAAGUUAAAUAUUAAUGAG